Octodon degus (degu) is the source of this 999-nucleotide messenger RNA. It is a transcript of the gene Bpifa1, whose product is annotated as BPI fold containing family A member 1. Gene Ontology annotation, molecular function: lipid binding. The transcript is spliced from 9 exons. Bases 45 to 836 code for a protein of 263 amino acids. Gene Ontology annotation, biological process: immune response in nasopharyngeal-associated lymphoid tissue; negative regulation of single-species biofilm formation in or on host organism; antibacterial humoral response. NCBI's taxonomy places the organism in Eukaryota, Metazoa, Chordata, Mammalia, Rodentia, Octodontidae. The record is from RefSeq and is a predicted model, not a curated record.
CGGGACAGCGGCUGAGGUCCUGUGAAACCCAGCUACCAAGAAAAAUGUUUCAAAUUGGGGCCCUCAUUGUCCUCUGUGAGCUGCUGGCCCAGUCCACAGCUCAGCUUGGUGGCCUGCCAUUGCCACAGGACCAGAGUUUACCCUUGCCCUUGGGCCAAGGCCUGCCCUCGUACAUGACUCCAUCUCUGCCCUUGAAGCACAAGGAUCCUACAGGAAGCUUGAUUGGCGGCCUCACCAGUGGCCUGCUCUCUGAGGGUCUGUUGAAAGUUCUGGAAAACCUUCCACUCUUGAACAUCUUGAAGCCUGGAGAUGGCACUUCUGGUGGCCUGCUUGGGAACCUCCUUGGAACAUUGACCUCAGGGAUCCCUCUCCUGAACAACAUAAUUGACUUAAAGAUCACUAAUCCCCAGCUGCUGGAACUUGGCCUUGUGCAGAGCCCUGAUGGCCAUCGCCUCUAUGUCACUAUCCCUCUUGGCCUGGAUCUUGAAUUGAAAUUGCCCAUGAUUACAAGUCUAUUGGAACUGAAACUGAAGCUAAACAUCACUGCAGAAGUCUUAGCUGUGAGAGACAACCAGGGGAGGGUCCACCUGGUCCUUGGUGAUUGCAUCCACUCCCCUGGAAAUCUGCACAUCUCUAUUCUUAAAGGAGUUGUUCCUCUGCCUGUUCAAGGCCUUCUAGAUGGCAUCACAGAUAUCCUCAAUAAAGUCCUCCCUGAGCUGGUGCAGGGCAAGGUGUGCCCUCUGGUCAACGAGGUGCUCAGACACUUGGAUGUCACCCUGGUACAUGAUAUUGCUGAAUUACUGAUCCAUGGACUACAAUUUGUCUUCAAGAUCUAGGCCUCCCAGAAAGGGAACCGGUGCUCUGCUGAGCUAGACCAUGUCUUGCUGCUCACUGCAUCACUCCCUCCCAGCUUCCAGAAGGAUGGCCCAUGUGCUGACAAGGGACAAAGCUACUUUCUCCCCAGGGAACCUUCUCACUAUCCGUUCUCACAGCCAUGAG